AUGCCUCUCCCAAAUCAACCGCCGCCGCCGCCGGCGGCGACCGAGCGCAUCUAUAAGCCCUCAAGCUGGGAUCCGCGGCUCGAGGUUCAACGUCGGGAGAGAUCGGAGCUUCUCAAGAAGAUCAUCGACUCGUAUGAUCAUGCCCAGAAGCGACUCGCCAUGGCCACGACAUUCAAAGAGGAGAUCUUCGUCGGCGCCGGCCUCUCCUUUGGCCUCCUCGACCCGACCACCAACAUCAUCUACAACACCCUCAGCGCCUCCGACCUCUGCGCUGACGAGAUCAAGGCUGUUCAGCACCGGGACAUUGCCGAGCGCUCCCUGGACGGCCUUGUCGCCUUCCUCGUCUCCUUCUUCCGCUACCUCGCGGAGUGGGAGGCCGUGCGCUACCUGCUCCACGCCGACACCGACCUCGUCUACGCGAUGCGCCUCAUCGUGCAUGACCGGUGUCUCUCUUUCUUCAAUAUCAACUCUGAUACCAGCAGGUCCGUUGUCCGCACGGCCCUAAUGUGCGCGGCGCGGGCCUCUAAGCACAUGAAUCCCCAGCACCUAGUCAGCACCUGGCUGUCGCCGAUUCGCCCUCUGGAAGAAGCUGUCCACGCGAUCCAGAAUGACAUCAAUAGUUUCACCUCUGUAUUCGACCCACGUCACCAUGCUCGCAAGCGUCCUCGCAUGUCAGUGCAACCCCUUGAUUUUGCUUGGAAGCGCGCAUUCGAGCUCCCACAGUUGCCAUCCUCCGUCGUGCCUUACCGACCUUACCAGUCCAUGAAGUUUGCGCUCCUCCAGCGCAUCCACGCUUUCUACCUCAAGGCACUUGCCCUGCUUCCGGUGACUGAGCUCCGGUCUUGCUACCACCACAGCAUGCUCAAGGCUGGCCACUGCUAUGGCCCCUUCGAUCCUGUUGCCAACAUCAUUAUCAACACAAUCUGGUAUAACUCCGUCUCCCCACCGACCAAAAAACUCAAGCUUGACAUGAUCAGUACCAAUAGUCUGUUACGCAUCGAGGCUCGCUCCUUCUAUGGCCUUGUUUCUUUCCUCUGCGCUUCCGGCAAGAAACUCUAUGAAGCCAUGCGCUUCUUGCUUAUUUCUGAUUGCACUCUGGGCGAUAUGAACUUUUCGAACCCUUUGGUUGACUUCGGCGAUCAAAACAAAAUUUGUAAUAGUUUCAGGGUUGCCGGUGUGGCUGCUUGGCACCCUGACCCUGUCGCGCAAGCAGAGUUUAUUUCCUCAUGCAAGUAUCCAUUCUCAAGUCCGAGGAUUAAUGCUCCACUCGACUCUGCUGAUGUUGACCACAUUACCAGAAAGAUGUUUCACGGACUCCCCGCCCUUGGCAGUUCGCUGCGGCGUCAAUCUGUUCCCAUGCCCAAGCUCUGCCGUCGUGUUGAAUAUAAAAUUGACCAAUGGAUGCACGAGUAUACAAGAAUCUCAAAGAAAGUCAAAGCAGCGCUUGCCUCAUACAGAGAACCCUUGUAUCUUCAUGUUAUUUGUGGCGUCAACAAUAAUGUGUCUGGCCCUGAGUACUGUAUGGAUGGUCACAAACCCGUUUACAUAUACCAACAUACUCAUGUUAAUUUUCUGGCAAGUCGAAGAGAUGGACAUCCAGAACUCUUCUUUGCUGAACUUAGCAACGACGAGGCAGAGGAUGGAGGUGGGAAGGUUUUGUGUUGUCCUGUGAGCUUUCCACAGCCACGACAAGAAGAAAUCCGCUGUCUGUACUGUGAUUAUGAAGGUACUAAAAUUGUGCACCCGGCUAUGGAGGAAUUCCCAUUCAAAGGGCGCGACUUGGAGUUUCAGAAGAUGGUGUGUGGAAUAGAUCCCUACGAAGAUGAACCCUGUCCAGACGUUUCGCAGUUCUACACCAACUGCACUAUCAUCAGGACCUCGUCCAGGGCAUUAGAUUGCGUGGGACAUCUGGGAGAAGAUGACUGGAUCUAUACCGACUUUGAUGACGACAGUGAUGAGGAAGAUGACAGUGAUGAUUAUAGUUGUGAAUCCGAGUGA
Molecule: messenger RNA, 1998 nt
Organism: Triticum turgidum subsp. durum (durum wheat)
Lineage: Eukaryota; Viridiplantae; Streptophyta; Magnoliopsida; Poales; Poaceae
Source: the annotation of a GenBank genome assembly